Aspergillus homomorphus CBS 101889 is the source of this 1273-nucleotide messenger RNA. Its product is annotated as glycoside hydrolase family 18 protein. Gene Ontology annotation, molecular function: chitinase activity. Gene Ontology annotation, cellular component: extracellular region. NCBI's taxonomy places the organism in Eukaryota, Fungi, Ascomycota, Eurotiomycetes, Eurotiales, Aspergillaceae. The transcript is spliced from 5 exons. The coding region runs from base 224 to 1273 and encodes 349 amino acids. The record is from RefSeq and is a predicted model, not a curated record. Gene Ontology annotation, biological process: carbohydrate metabolic process.
CAUCGUCGCCAUCCCAUCACUGCCUAGGGAGCCAUCAACCUACACUCCUUUUUUUUUUUUUUCAUCGUCGUCGUCGUGCUUAGGGGACAUCUACCUACGCUCUUUCAUCGUCAGAUUACUUCGGGACACUCACAUCUCGUUACACUCUUUUACUCUGUUGUUUGUCCCUCAGGCACGUCGACUGACACACUCCUUUGGUCGUUAUCCUCGGAAACAACAGACCAUGCACUUCCUCCAAUCUCUCCUCGCCUGGACGGCGGCGUUGGCUUCGCUGGGCGGAGCGUACGCGGAACUCGAUCUUUCGUCCCCGAACAAUAUUGCUGUUUACUGGGGUCAGAAUUCGUAUCGGGGGUCGGGGAAUUUGGCGCAGCAGAAUCUGUCCUAUUAUUGCGAUGAUCCCAACAUUGAUGUGCUUAUCCUAGCGUUUGUGAUGCGGGUGAAUGGAUUGGGAGGCGUGCCUGAGUAUGACUUUGCGGAUACCAGCAAGGCGUGUCCGUUGUUCAGCGGGACGAAUCUGCCGAAUUGUCCGCAGAUUGGUAACGACAUCACGACUUGCCAGAAGAAAGGCAAGACGGUGAUUCUCUCGAUCGGCGGGGCGACGUACAGCGAGGGCGGCUUCCAGUCUGACUCGGCGGCGCAGGCCGGCGCCGACUUGGUGUGGCAGACGUUCGGUCCGGUUUCUUCGUCCUCCAAAGCCCUCCGCCCCUUCGGCAACGCCUCGGUCGACGGCUUCGACUUCGACUUCGAGGCCACCGUCUCCAAGAUGGCUCCCUUCGCCAACCGCCUACGCACCCUGGCCAACGGCGACCCCUCGAAGCAGUACUUCCUGACCGCCGCGCCGCAGUGUCCCUACCCCGACCUCGCCGACCAGGAGAUUCUCAACGGGCCUGUCUCCAUCGAUGCCGUCUGGGUGCAGUUCUACAACAACCCCUGCGGCCUGACCUCCUUCCAGGCCGGCAAGGAUCCCCAGCCCUCCUUCAACUUCGCCCAGUGGGAUACCUGGGCCAAGACCGUCUCGCAGAACAAGAACGUCAAGGUCUUGCUGGGCGCCCCCGCUAACACUGGGGCCGCGGGCUCGGGCUAUGUCCCCAUCUCGCAGCUGCAGCAGGUCAUCCAGUAUUCUAAGACCUUCAAGUCGUUCGGCGGCGUGAUGCUGUGGGACGUUACCCAGGCGUAUGGUAACCAGGGGUAUUUGAGUGGGAUUCGCUCUGCGUUGACGCAGAGUACCUCGAGAAUCUAUCACAAGUUCCGGUUUCCGGUAUUUGGGUUGUAG